CUUGGAAGUAUUUUUACUAUGGAUUUUUAUUUCGGGAUAUAAUUUAUUCUGUAGUGAAGCGAGGGCAAGUUAUCUAGUUUUAGUUAAUGCUGCCGUCGGAAAAAACUCCAGUUAACCGCAUAAAAUUUUAGCAAUGCAACGCAAUUGCACAAAUGUGGUUCCAUCUUAAAAUCAGAAACAUGCUGCUCGCCACCAAACUGCGCUUGUCAUCUUUUCCUCCUCAUUUUUACUACACCAAGCUUCGUUUCUCCUCUUCCUCUUCCUCUUCCUCUUCUUCUUCUUCUUCUUUGCAAUUCUCUUCGUGGUCUGGUCUCCAAAGCUGGAGGGAGAGCCCACUAAACGAGGACCGGUUUUGGGGACCCAAUGGUCCUCAACCUCUGUUACAUUCCCAACACUCUUCCUCAGACAUUGACCCCAUCACGCCGGCCCGGCUGGAGGCUUCUGGUUCCUCUCUUGCAGAGCUUGGUGCUCUGGUUCUCUCUACCAGUGACCCUCUUACCAAAUCCAAGCUCUCUCAUUUGGCUUUCUCCAGAUGGCGCAAUGAGAAUCUGCCUAUUGGGCUCUGCCAGCCUCCUUCUCAACCUGCUCGCCCUCCUAACCCUCAAUUGGUGUCUCCUAAGGAGAUUCCGGUGCCCAAAAACUCUGGCCUGCCUCUUAAUGCUUACUUGCUUCAUAACCUUGCUCAUGUGGAGCUAAAUGCAAUUGAUUUGGCAUGGGAUACUGUUGUACGAUUUUCGCCCUUCUAUAAGAUUCUUGGGGAUGAAUUCUUUGCUGACUUCGCUCAUGUUGCUGAUGACGAGAGCCGUCAUUUUGCAUGGUGUUUACAAAGACUUACUGAGAUUGGUUUCAAUUAUGGAGAUAUGCCUGCUCAUAACUUACUUUGGAGAGAGUGUGAGAAAUCAUCAGAUAAUGUUGCUGCACGUGUGGCUGCCAUCCCAUUAGUACAGGAGGCUAGAGGUCUUGAUGCUGGGCCACGCUUGGUUCAAAAAAUGGUUGGCUUUGGGGAUCACAGGACAUCUAGCAUUGUAGCUAGGAUUGCUGAAGAGGAAAUUGCACACGUGGCUGUUGGUGUAUACUGGUUUAUCUCCAUCUGUCAUAAAAUGAAUCGUGCCCCAUGCUCCGCAUUUAAAGAGUUAUUGCUAGAGUAUAAUUUGGAGUUGAAAGGACCUUUUAAUUAUUCAGCUCGAGAUGAAGCUGGUAUUCCACGAGAAUGGUAUGACUCAUCAUCAACAAAUAAACAAGAGCCGGAAGAGAAUCAGAAUAAUCGUCAGCAGCUUUCUGUGGUUUAUGAUAGGCUUGCGUGUAUUAUCUCCAUGGAGAGUGAGCAUUCAAGUUUAAGAAGACCAUCUGAAUGAACUUUUAUUUGAGUACUCACUGCAAUAUCAUGAGUACAUUUCUCUAUGUUAAAGCAAUGGUAAGAAGCUGUCCAUGUAACCUGACCAAGAUGAGAAGGAAAUUUUUCUUACUGAAUUGGUUGUUUGGUUCUGCACAAUAUCUAAAGGUGACAUGCCUAAGAGGUCGGUCGUUUGUCUGACUUAGGAUUAGACACAAAAUCUAAACUACUUUGUACAUCGCUGUGAAAGCUGUAGCAAACUGAGUGCUUCUCUCCUGCUUUGUGUCCUUCUAAUUGUCCCUUUGUAUAUCCAUGGUUGAAUAAUUUUUAAAAAAAAUGAAAAUCUUCUUGCUGAUAUUGUUUCUGAAGAAUUUGGUGCCUGAAUUGAUCAGCUUAUUUUAGCUGUGCGGCGAUCUCUCUAG
Molecule: messenger RNA, 1755 nt
Organism: Durio zibethinus
Lineage: Eukaryota; Viridiplantae; Streptophyta; Magnoliopsida; Malvales; Malvaceae
Product: diiron containing four-helix bundle family ferritin protein, putative (Protein of unknown function DUF455)
Source: RefSeq, a predicted model, not a curated record